CAACUUUCUGACUAGUGACAAAUGGGCCUACUUUCAUAGUUCAUGCUAUACUAUUCUGUCUUCUCUCUAUAUCCCUUUUUCCAAUGCAAUGAACUCUAAACCAUAAAUAAUCGCUCCAUUACGACAUUACCGACCCAUUUCUCUCUCAUCAUAAGUUACCUUCCAUUUUGAUCUUCUUCCCCACAAAAAGCGAACGUUUUCACAAAUCAUAAUUAAAAAUUCACAUUUAUUAAGCUUUGUAUUUGGUAAUGGCAUUAACAAAUAACACGUCGUUAAAGGAGAGAAAGUAAGCACAAACCGGGAAUAUUUUCUUUCCUUUUCAACUACUACUGGGUUAAAUUAAAUAACUUUACCUUUUAAUUUGAUUCCAAAAUUUUGUUUUCUGAUUUGGGUUUCAAGAUAAAUUUUCUGGGUUUUAUUUGUUUUGUGGAAUAAAACAGUAAUUUAGGACAAACACAGGGUGAGAGAAAAUAUGGGUUGGAUGAGUCCAAUAUUUCGUUUGUUUAGUGUGAUUUUUGGGUUUGUCGGGUUUGGUAUUGGGAUUACGAUUGGUCUGACUAUUGGUUAUUAUCUGUUCAUCUACUUUCAGAAAUCUGAUGUUCAGGAUCCUGAUGUUCGUCCACUUGCUGAGCAAGAUACAGAUAAAUUGCAGAGGCUACUUCCUGAAAUACCUCUUUGGGUGAAAAACCCUGAUUAUGACCGUAUGGAUUGGUUGAACCAGUUCUUAACGCAGAUGUGGCCAUAUCUGGACAAAGCAAUAUGCAAAACUGUAAAGGAUAUUACAACACCUAUCAUUGCUGAACAGAUUCCAAAAUACAAAAUUGACUCUGUUGAAUUUGAGAAACUCACCUUAGGGUCCUUACCACCAACUUUUCAAGGUAUGAAAGUCUAUGUCACAGAUGAGAAGGAGUUGAUUAUGGAGCCAUCUUUGAAGUGGGCAGCAAAUCCUAAUGUCAUGGUGGCUGUAAAAGCAUUUGGCUUGAAGGCAACAGCUCAGGUGUUGGAUCUUCAAGUAUUUGCUUCUCCCCGCAUUACUCUAAAGCCCUUGGUGCCAAGCUUCCCAUGUUUUGCUAACAUUUACGUGUCUCUUAUGGAGAAGCCACAUGUGGACUUUGGAUUGAAGGUUCUAGGAGCUGAUCUCAUGUCAAUUCCUGGUUUGUAUAGGUUUGUUCAGGAGCUGAUUAAAGAUCAAGUUGCUAAUAUGUAUCUAUGGCCACGCACACUUGCAGUACCAAUUCUGGAUCCCGUAAAAGCUCUAAGGAAGCCUGUAGGCAUUUUACAUGUUAAGGUUUUAAGAGCAACAAAGUUGAAAAAGAAAGAUCUCCUGGGUGCAUCAGACCCAUAUGUAAAAUUGAAGCUCAGUGAUGAUAAAACUCCAUCAAAGAAAACCAUGGUGAAGCACAAGAACUUGAACCCUGAAUGGAAUGAGGAAUUUAAUUUGACAGUUAGAGAUCCAGAAACCCAGAUGCUGGAACUUAAUGUGUAUGAUUGGGAGCAGGUCGGGAAACACGAUAAAAUGGGUAUGAGUUUUGUUCCUUUGAAAGAUCUUACUCCUGACGAGCCAAAGGAGUUCAAUCUUGAUCUCUUGAAAACUGCCGACCCAAAUGAUCCUCAAAAUGAGAAGUCACGGGGACAGAUUGUGGUUCAAUUGACAUACAAAGCAUUUAAAGAGGAGGAUCUCGGAAAAGAUUUUGAGGAUUCAACGCAACAAGCCCCUGAAGGAACUCCUGCGGGUGGAGGCGUACUUCUUGUGAGAAUACACGAAGGUCAAGAUCUUGAAGGAAAGCAUCAUUGUAAUCCAUAUGUCCGUAUCAUUUUCAGAGGGGAGGAGCGAAAGACCAAGGGUGUUAAGAAGAAUAGAGAUCCAAGGUGGGAUGAGCAGUUUCAGUUUGUUCUAGAAGAACCUCCCACAAAUGAUAAGCUGCAUGUUGAAGUUCUGAGUAGCUCAUCAAGAAGCUUACUUCACUCCAAAGAAUCGUUGGGGUUUGUCAAUAUCAAUCUUAAUGAUGUAGUUAACAACAUGCGGACAAACGAGAAGUAUAACCUUAUCGACUCGAAGAACGGCCACAUCCUAGUCGAGCUUAUAUGGAGAGCAGCCCCCCCGAUGUCUUAAUCUUCAAUACGGAGCAAGAAAGAUGUUGCUGCCGAUCUUUCUAACUUUACUGGAAAAUCUUUUUGCUUCUGUAGAUGUUGAAUAUAUUGUAGCUGGGAUAAUCUUCUCUGGGUCUUUUAUCAUUGGCAGUUGUGACUUUAAGAGGUUCUGAACAAUAUAGCGGCAAAUGAUUCUGUUAUAAUGGAUAUUGGAUUCAUUCAAUUCAAAAAUGACUGAUGUUACAUGUAAA
Molecule: messenger RNA, 2342 nt
Organism: Amaranthus tricolor (Joseph's coat)
Lineage: Eukaryota; Viridiplantae; Streptophyta; Magnoliopsida; Caryophyllales; Amaranthaceae
Product: synaptotagmin-2-like
Exons: 12
Coding region: 473-2113 (546 amino acids)
Cellular component (GO): endoplasmic reticulum
Molecular function (GO): lipid binding
Source: RefSeq, a predicted model, not a curated record